AUGGCUUCUUCGAAAAGUGAUGAUGAUUCAGAUGAUUUUGAUGAUGUUGAAAUCGAAGAUGAUGUUUGUGAAGUAUUUUGCGAAGAGGAGAUUGAAUUAGAUCAAAUGGAAGAAGAGGAUGAUGAUCCAGAUGAUAUUAGAGUUGAAAAUGAGGAUUCGGGAGAAUUCAUGACGGGAAAUGAAGAAGAAGAAAGUGAAGAUGGUCCAAUUAUUGAAGUUGUUAAAGAGGGAGAUGGUGCGGCUGAGAAAAUAUCGAUUUUUGAUAUGAAGAAACUUCACUAUCAAAAAAUCGUGCAAGGCGCUACAAUUGGAGGAUAUCGAUUGGUAGGUUCAGUCUUCUUAUCAAAAAAAAAAGUUAUUUUUGCAGAUGCGGGAAAUGGAUAAUCCGAGGAUUGUCAAGAAUGUGAUUGUUUCGGAUGGAGUUACAAAUUAUGGAACGAAAUUCGUGUUCUGUGGGUUAUGCAAGACUGUGUAUUCACGAGGAGGAGGAGCAGUUACGCCACACGUGAGAAAGUGUUUGGAAAUGAAAAGAGAGGAAGAUGAGAAGAAUCACAAGAAAAAUCAGUUGUCACCAAAAACUGUUGUUGAAGAAAAACGCAUUUUGACUGGAUUGAUUUCGGAAUUUAUUGUCGCAUCCGGAUCGGCAAUUCUUUUAGUUGAUUCACUCCCGUUUCAGAAAUUAUUGAGAGGAGUUGUGAAUAUCCAUUCAUACAUGACCAAGGAUCAUUUCAAUAUAAUUAUGCCCAAAAGAAAAGUGAUAAGAGAAUCGAUGCAAAAAAACGUGGAGAUGUGUAUGAAACUUGUAUAUGCGCGAAUCAAACCAAAAAUAAUCAACAAGUUUGCGUCAUUCUCAGCAGAUUUUGGUCGCAAUCAUCACGACUUUUUUUGUUUAAAAGUCAGCUAUAUCGAAACUAUUGUUGAUAAGAAGACCGGCGACAAGAGUUGGAAAUUAAUCAUUCUGCCAUUGGCUAUAAACGUGUGUAACGAAUCAUCGAAAAAUUCUGAUUUAGUCGCAAAAUUGUGUUUGCAAGAGAUCCAAAAAAUGAAUGAUUUGGAUGUCGAUUUAUCAGAUUUUCUCUUCACUGCUGACGGCGCUGCGUAUAUGAGAAAGUGCGGGGAUUCACAUUUCCUAAAAUGUAAGUUAUCCAAAUUUUAAAAAAUUCAAGUAGUAAUUACUUUCAGAUGUGCGUUGCAGCGCUCAUUUGUCCAACAUCCUCGCUCAACAUACGAUAAAUCCGUAUGCAAACUCUGGUCUUCCACAAUAUGUUUUGGACCAUCUCAAGAAAAUCGAAUCCAUCAUAACUGAUUGCAACAAUUUGGUUAAAAAAAUUAAAAAUCGAUUUUCGGUAGGUAUUUUUAUAAAAUUUUGACAAAAAAUUAUGAUAUUACUCAGAUAAAAAUGCUGUUGCCGCACCGUGUCGAUAAUUAUGUGGAAACUAGAUGGUUGUCGAAUUUGAUGGUUCUGAGAAGUAUCUCUAAAAACAUUGAUGCAUUAGCCAAGCAUAAGGAUUCUUUCGAUGAGCAAGGAAAACAACUCAUUCUAAAACUUAUAUCAAAUACGCCAAUGAUUGAAAAUACAAUUGAAACUCUUGCCGAGUUCGAUGAAAUCUGUAUUUAUUUCCAGGUACUGUACAAAAAGAAUAAAUUCUAAAAAUAAUCAUAAUUUUGUUACAGCAAGAUGAUGUAACAAUUCACGCAGUUUUGCCAACAAUGAUCGGCCUAAUUAUCCAUUUUCAACGAAAAGCUCAACUUCUAGAUGAUACAACAAGAUGCUUAGGAGAAUCAGCAGUCAAUUCGCUCCUUCACAAUAUUCAAGAUAUCAGCGAAUUUCAUUGUUUGGCUUAUCUACUCGAUCCUCAAAGAGUAGAAGUUCAAGAAAAUAUAAAUUCUUUAAAUGUGAGUUGUUCUUCAAAAUACAUGAAAUGUUUGCUUUUGUUUUACAGAUCCAAUUGGACGUAGAAAAAGAAGCAAAAAAAGCGCUUCAAAAAAUAUCUCAAAUUUUGAACCUUGAGCCAACCAAAACACCUACAAAGCCACGCGCAUCAAACGAAAAUGGUUUAAUGGCGAAAUUUUUAAAGCGAGAAGAGCAGACCGAAACUCUAGAAGACGAAUUCCAAAUCUUUUUGGCAACAAAAAGCCGCCUCAGUCUUCAUCAUUUCUGGCCACAAAACAUGACAACUUUCCCGAAACUCACUCUGGUUGCCAAAAAACUGUUUGGCGCAGUGGCCAGUGAAGCGUCGACAGAGCGUAGCUUUUCAUUGCUCAAAAAUACUUAUCGCAAUAAUCGACGACGACUCAAAACCACAUUCUUGGAGAAACUUUUGGUAGCCCAUGAAAUCGAAAAAUCAACUAAAUGUUGA
Molecule: messenger RNA, 2360 nt
Organism: Caenorhabditis angaria
Lineage: Eukaryota; Metazoa; Nematoda; Chromadorea; Rhabditida; Rhabditidae
Source: the annotation of a GenBank genome assembly